AUGGAAGACUCUACAAACCCUCCCGAAGGUCGCUUGCUCAAGGUGUAUCCCCCGGAAGGCGCUAAAGAUGACACAUCCGUCGAGUACGCAGAAUACUCCGAUUCUGUCAUUGCGAUACAUGGCCUGGGAACUACGACUCCUCACACCUGGGAGUAUAACACGAAGACGAAAACCGUCAACUGGCUCAGUGACCCGGAUAUGCUGCCGAACAUUGUACCCUCUGCGAGCAUCUACACGUUCAGCUGGAAUGCAAAGUACUAUGCGGACGCGUCUGUUGCACGUAUAGACAGUGUCGCAGGGGUGUUGUUGAGCAACCUCCAAAGCCAGCGUGAUAAGGCACUAGAAAUUGCAAACAUACAUGGUAGUCAGUACCGAAACUUGGUCGUUGCUAACUCCGGCGUUGUCUUUCUUGGAUCUCCGUUACAAGGCACCAAGGCUAGCAAAGCUGCACAAUGGCACGCUAUGCUAGGCGGCAUUCUCAAUAAAGCACCCUCUAAGACACUUCUUCAAGGCCUCGAUGGUAGUACCAGGGCACUGAGAGAAAGCUCGGAAAAGUUUGUCACAAUGGUGACGACCCUUCCGAUACAGACAAUGACGAUGUGCUUCUGGGAAUCAAAGAAAACCCAAGUCCUUAAAGGCGUACUUCCAGCAUGGACCUUGUCGCUUCGCCGCAGCGUUGAGAUGAUUUUAGUGGAAGAAGACUCUGCGUGCCUGUUUGGACACCCAAAGACGAUGCUCGAUGCACCUCACUCCAUGAUGAGCAAAUUCUCUGGCCCUAAUGAUGCAAGCUUUGUUCUUGUCACUAGUGCUAUUAAAAAGAUGGUGGAGGAAGCAAAGACAAUCGCUGUCGGACGGGGAGAAGGUAUUUAUUGGUCUUCGCUAGCAAAAGACCCGAGUAUAUGCUGGGGUAAUGCUUACAUUCACCUAGCACUCCACCUUCACAGUGAACAUUUCAUGGUCCCUCGUAGACCGAACACUUUGUUCACUGGCCGAGAGAAAGAACUUGGAGAACUCGAGCAAGCGUUAUGCACUUCACUCUCGACAAAAGCACACACCGCAAUACCGAAGAUAUAUGUUAUAGUUGGCAUGGGCGGCGCUGGCAAAAGCGAGGUUGCUCUGAAACUUGCACAUGACAACCGGCUAAAAUUCUGGGGAAUUUUUUGGAUAGAUGGGCGGAGUGAGAGCUCGAUCAAAACAGGCUUUGCGACUACCGCCCGAAGCUGUGGCCAUCACGAUGAAAGCCUUGAAGGUGUAAUGUCUUGGCUUCAGAACACAUCUCACUCCUGGCUGCUUAUCCUAGACAACGCGGACAAUAAGGACCUAGAUUACGCCCAGUUUCUCCCAGCCGGAAAAAACGGAAGUAUCUUAAUCACUACACGCCUCCUUGAGUGUAGAAAGCAUCAAACAGUAGGACAGGACAAUUAUGAGGGACUGGGUCAGGAAACGGCUAUCGAGCUUCUUCUCAAAGCUUGCGGCAUUGAAAUGAGCUCGCGAAGGGCUCAUGAAGACAAUGCUCGCGCAGUUGCUGAACUUUUAGGCUGCCAUGCCCUUGCUAUCAUACAAGCCGGAGCAGCCAUCUCUCAAAACUUGUGUGGUCUGGUGGAGUACGGGGAUACCUUUGUGCGCCAGCGACGAGCGCUUUUCGAAUGCUUUCCGAAACAAGAAAGGUCAGAGUAUGGAGGGGUUUAUGCCACCUUCGAAGUGUCCGCCACUUACCUCAAAGACCGCGAUGAUCAGAUCGCCAAUGAUGCGCUUCAGCUACUCAACUUCUAUGCUUUCAUGCAUUUCACAGACUUUCCGGAAGCAGCUUUCGAGGAGGCCUGGAAGAAUUCGAUGGAUGAAGAUGUAGUUUCCUCUUGCUUGAAUUCGGAUGAUGAAGAGGACAUCUGGAGACUUGCUCCGUGGCACGUCUCUCACCUUCCAACGUUUCUGCGACCGAAUCUGAAUGACAUCAACUUGGACAAGAUGCGCCUUCGCAAAGCCAGGUCGCUGCUCACAUCUCUUUCUCUCGUGGACUUUGACCCGGCCAGAGGUACGACGCGCAUGCAUCCUGUGAGCCACUUUUGGUCCAGAGACCGGCUGCAAAUGCCGGAGGACUCCAUGACCGCUAGGCUGAACGGUCUUUCUGUGCUUUCGCUGUCCAUCGAAUAUCCUCGCGCUACCGACAUAGGCGUAUUGGUGAGCCAGCUUCAGCCUCAUAUAGAGUCCAUUGCAUACAGUCUGAGUGAGUGGGACUCGCAAAAAUGCAACUUCCAUUUCCAGCAGUCCAUAUGCCGACUUAGCUAUGCUAUGUACCUUUCGAGCUCUAGCUCGGCGCUCUUUGAACUGCUCCAGAUGAUCCCAAUCCAGGCAGAUGAAACUUGGAUCAGAACUGAAAAUGGCCAAGAGAUUCAUUAUCUUCAUGGUAUUUCAAUGCUCGGAUAUGGUGACGCCGGUAAGGCGGUGGUUCUGCUAGAAAAAUUGAGUGAAGCACAGGAACAGACUCUCGCUGCAGAAGACCCGAUGUUCUCAUGUUCGCAACACGCACUCGCAAGCGCGUACCUCAAAACAGAAGAAACAACCAAAGCAAUAGAGUUGUUCGAGCGGAUAGCUCAUGUUGAGAAUGAAACUUUGGGCCCAGAGCAUAGCAAUAAUUUAGCAUCACAACAUAUACUUGCUAUAGCAUAUCUGGAGGUAGGAGAAACAGCUAAAGCCAUAGCUCUGCUAGAACCAGUGGAGGAAAUAGGGGCAAGAACGCUAAGACCAGAGCAUCCACAUCGUUUAGCGUCACAGCACGAACUUGCUAGAGCAUAUUUUCGGGUAGGAGAAACAGCUAAAGCCAUGGCUUUACUAGAGCUAGUGGUGGAGAUAGAGGCAAGAACGCUAAGACCAGAGCAUUCAAAUCGUUUGGCGUCACAACACGUACUUGCUAGAGCAUAUCUGAAGGUAGAAGAAACAGCUAAAGCCAUAGCUCUGCUAGAAUCAGUGGUGGAAAUAAGGGCAAGAACGCUAGGACCAGAGCAUCUAGAUCUUUUGGUGUCACAACAUUCACUUGCUGGAGCAUAUCUGGAUAUAGGACAAACAGCUAAAGCCAUAGCCCUGCUAGAACCCGUGGUGGAAAUAGAGGUAAGAACGCUAAGCAAAGACCACGUGGAUCGUGUGAACUCCGUUUAUGUUCUCGCUGCCUGUCACCACGAUGCCGGGAACUACGAGCAAGCGCUUCAGCUUGCCAGGUCGAUCGAGAAUGUCGCACGGAAUCGGCCAGGACAAGAGUCUGGGUUUGCUGAUUGGAAUGCGGAACUGAUUGGUUACAUCAUUAGAGAUCGGAAUCGGGAGGAGGCGAGUUGA
Letharia lupina is the source of this 3327-nucleotide messenger RNA. RefSeq lists its product as uncharacterized. The record is from RefSeq and is a predicted model, not a curated record. The transcript has 6 exons. Gene Ontology annotation, molecular function: identical protein binding. Lineage: Eukaryota; Fungi; Ascomycota; Lecanoromycetes; Lecanorales; Parmeliaceae. The coding region runs from base 1 to 3327 and encodes 1108 amino acids.